AUGCCAGCGACAACGAUCGUUUUAAGUUCCAAUCAGCGUCGUGCGCUAGAAACACCAGUCUUCAGUUCAAUCCGACUUCACAGAUACCAGAUGACGACUUUGUUGCAGAAAGUAUUUACGCCAUUUAUCUAUAAAUUUAACGUUUUUUUUUUUAUUUAUUAUUAUUUCAGGCUGUGUUUGUGUUUAGUUUUGCUCUUUGGGAUUUCUGAGGGUUUCAAGUUUUUCCAAACAAAGAUUCCAAAUGGUGAUUCCGUACCACAUCCCUGUAAGCCAAAUUAUCUCUGGCACGGGGUAGGUCACAGGAACGAACUUGGAGGCGGAUCAAGAAAUCCUUUUGGCGAAGAUUUUGAUGCUGCCGGAAAGACAUGGACCCCCGAGUUGUGUCGAAAAGACUCGGACGAAGACGGCAAAAGUAAUGGAGAAGAACUUGGAGAUCCGAACUGCGUGUGGAAGGAAAACGCUAUUCCGGAUAAGAACGCUUUCUCACAUCCUGGAGUAUGUGAACCUUAUGACAGUGACAUGUGUCGAGCAAAAAACACGUGGGUGGAGUGCGACCUACAGCCAUUUCAAUGUGACGCCAUAAACCAACCAGAAGUAAAGAAUGUCACUCUAAGGUACCCACCCACCCCGGUGCCCAGUUUGGAGACUAACUACUUCUGCAUGAUCUUUGAACUUCCCCGAGAUGGCGAUUAUCACAUGAUUGCCACCGAGCCAUACAUUGACAAUGAAUACGUCAUGCAUCACAUCCUUCUGUUUGGGUGUGAAACAUCAGUUACCGAGGCAGAAUCGGUUCCCACUUCGUGCGGUAUGGGAUCGGGGAAUUGUCGGACGAUCAUCGGGGCUUGGGCCGUGGGUGUCAAGGGUGAGUGUGCACAUGACGACGUGGGAUUUCGGAUAGGACAACAAGGCUUCAAAUACGCCAUGAUGCAGUUUCAUUGGAACAACGUUGAACGUCGCUCUGAUUACGUAGACAGUUCUGGAAUGACGCUGUUCUAUACUCCAAACAGACGCCCUAACGACGCCGCCAUCAUGAUGGUAGGUCAGGAGUACCUGGAAAUCCCACCCAGUAAAGAGCGCGUGGAGGUGGAAGCCGUGUGUAGUGCAGACGAUACGUGGAUGGCUCUUUCAGGCCCUGUUUACGUCACAAGGGCCCUCAAUCACAUGCAUUACUUAGGACGAGAACAGUACAUGGAUCAUUACAGAAAUGGAGUCAAAGUCAACAGUUUUACGAAUGAGCCCGACUACAGCUACGAUCGACCUAGAUUUCUAGAGUACAAAACCUCCAUUGAAAUAAAGCCAGGCGACGAAAUUAGAACCAAAUGUGUGUUUAAGUCUUCAUCGAAAUCCGUAACUACCUUCCAAGGCGACGCAACUUCCGAUGAGAUGUGCUUCGGUUUUCUCACAAUUCAUCCGAUCACGAAUGUAAGAGUUCCGUAUUGCACAAGCUGGAAAAGUAUUUCUUCCUUAAAAAUUUACUCGAACCAAGUUAUCAACAACUGCGAUAGAAAUAUCUUCUCAAAUGCCUCUCAUCCGGAUAUGAAGGAAAUCUACCAAAAGAUCAAUACUCGCUGUCAGCCAUUAUCAAAAUGUUUAGAGGAAUGCAAGGAGGUAGUCAAAGAAAUCAAACUACAUCCUUGUAUGGAGGGCGACGUUGGUGAAGCUUUGAAAUGGAUAGCGAGAACAUCCCAAGACGUUGAUGUUCUUACGUUCUACUCAAAGAUCGAGUCAUGUGACCUCGAGCUACUGCGAGAAGAAUUGGCCGCACAGAUAAACAAAGAUACAAAUGGCGGAUAUAACGCUGUUCCACGGCUAUUCACCCUCAUUUCGUUGUUGUUAGUUUUCUUCCUGGUGUAA
Ostrea edulis (European flat oyster) is the source of this 1854-nucleotide messenger RNA. RefSeq names its product DBH-like monooxygenase protein 2. NCBI's taxonomy places the organism in Eukaryota, Metazoa, Mollusca, Bivalvia, Ostreida, Ostreidae. The transcript has 9 exons. Bases 1 to 1854 code for a protein of 617 amino acids. Gene Ontology annotation, molecular function: dopamine beta-monooxygenase activity; copper ion binding. The record is from RefSeq and is a predicted model, not a curated record.